Paramecium tetraurelia is the source of this 369-nucleotide messenger RNA. RefSeq lists its product as uncharacterized. The transcript has a single exon. The record is from RefSeq and is a predicted model, not a curated record. NCBI's taxonomy places the organism in Eukaryota, Ciliophora, Oligohymenophorea, Peniculida, Parameciidae.
AUGUCUUAAGAAUAGGUUCUCGAUCUUUAAAUCCUCAGUCAAGUCAGCCAUCUAAGAUUGAGAAGCAAAAGAAAAUGGAAGUGUUAAAAAGAAAGGGGUAUUUAUAUGUUAAUAAUUAAAUAGCAUAGUUUAGUAUUAAAAGUAAUUUUGAAGUCAUCAAAUAAAUUUAUAUUUGAACAAGCAGCCAAGUAAUUUGAAUUCUGUGAUGCCUUAGAUUAAGCUACUUAUGGCAAUAAUAUGGAUGUGAUUAAAUAUUUUGAGAACUUUAAGCAGAAUAUCAAGCCAAAGAUUAAAACGGUUAAGUUAGAAUUAAAAUCUAAAAUUGCUAAUAAAUCCCAUAGCUGUAUCUUUGGAUGUUAUUUCCAAUGA